AUGCUUUUAUUAAGUUAUCAUAAAUAUGAUGAUAAUCAUAAUGAUGAUGAUCACUAUCAUAAUGAUAAUGACCAUAGUGAUGAAUAUGUUGAUGAUGAUCAUAAUUAUGAUAAUCAUAUUAAUGAUCAUACUGAUGAUGGUCAUGAUGAUGAUCAUGAUGAUAAUCAUACUAAUGAUAACCACAAUGAUGACGAUUAUGAUUAUAAAUAUGAUGAUGAGCAUAAUGAUUAUCAUGAUGAUGAUCAUACUUAUGAUCAACAUCAAGAUCAUCAGUAUAAUCAUCAUCUUGUUUAUCAUUAG
This is a messenger RNA of Leptopilina boulardi, 300 nucleotides long. RefSeq names its product urease accessory protein UreE-like. Lineage: Eukaryota; Metazoa; Arthropoda; Insecta; Hymenoptera; Figitidae. The record is from RefSeq and is a predicted model, not a curated record. The transcript is spliced from 2 exons. Bases 1 to 300 code for a protein of 99 amino acids.